Molecule: messenger RNA, 790 nt
Organism: Drosophila pseudoobscura
Lineage: Eukaryota; Metazoa; Arthropoda; Insecta; Diptera; Drosophilidae
Gene: or
Product: AP-3 complex subunit sigma-2 or
Exons: 4
Coding region: 87-662 (191 amino acids)
Biological process (GO): Golgi to vacuole transport; intracellular protein transport
Cellular component (GO): AP-3 adaptor complex; membrane coat; intracellular membrane-bounded organelle
Source: RefSeq, a predicted model, not a curated record
CGAAAGUAUCGUAGCAUUCGAUAGCUAUCUUGAAAACAGCUGGUUGCUCAAACAUUGCAGGUUGUGGAACUACUAAACAAUUAGAAAUGAUUAAAGCUAUUCUUGUAUUUAACAACCAUGGGAAGCCGAGGCUCUCCAAAUUUUAUCAAUAUUUCGAUGAGAAUCUGCAGCAACAAAUCAUUAAAGAGACUUUUCAGCUUGUCUCCAAGAGAGACGAUAAUGUUUGUAACUUUCUAGAAGGCGGCAGCUUGAUUGGUGGAUCGGACUAUAAGCUGAUAUACCGCCACUAUGCCACAUUGUACUUUGUCUUCUGUGUGGAUUCUUCAGAGAGCGAACUGGGUAUUCUUGACUUGAUACAAGUAUUUGUUGAAACCCUAGACAAGUGCUUUGAGAACGUUUGUGAACUGGAUUUAAUAUUCCAUGCUGAUGCCGUACAUCAUAUUCUAUCGGAAUUGGUUAUGGGUGGGAUGGUGCUCCAAACAAAUAUGAAUGAUAUAAUGGCAAGAAUUGAGGAGCAGAAUAAGAUCGUCAAACAGGAGGCGGGUAUUUCAGCAGCUCCUGCUCGAGCCGUUAGCGCCGUAAAGAGUAUGAACAUUCCUCAACAGAUUAAAGAUAUAAAGCUACCCGAUCUGCCCCAGGCAAUUAAGGACUUAAAGUUCUGACAAAUCUCUAUGAAUUCCCAUGAGCGCAACGCCGUAUUCCACGUUUUGAUGCUUUAAUAAUAUUAGGUCAUGUUGGAUUUAUGUACCCACUCUCAUUUACCGAAUAAAAUGCAGCUUAUUUAUCUAUA